Photinus pyralis (common eastern firefly) is the source of this 761-nucleotide messenger RNA. It is a transcript of the gene Sys1, whose product is annotated as protein SYS1 homolog. Gene Ontology annotation, biological process: Golgi to plasma membrane protein transport; Golgi to endosome transport; protein localization to Golgi apparatus. The record is from RefSeq and is a predicted model, not a curated record. Gene Ontology annotation, cellular component: Golgi membrane; trans-Golgi network. The transcript is spliced from 3 exons. NCBI's taxonomy places the organism in Eukaryota, Metazoa, Arthropoda, Insecta, Coleoptera, Lampyridae. The coding region runs from base 134 to 613 and encodes 159 amino acids.
AUGUAGUCAUGCAGUCAUGCUUCAAUUGCUAUUGCUUCAGAAAAAAAAUUACAAUUAACCUAACCUCUCUACCAUUAGUAAUAAACAUAUGAGAAUGAUUAUUUCCAAUAAUUUCUGAACAAUAUAAGCAAAAAUGAAAAAGUUGGCUGGCUCAUUUCGUUACACGCAGUGGGAUCCUUGGCUUAUAAUUGCUCAAAUAAUAUCAGUUCAAUGCAUUUUGUACUUUACACUAGGAUUAAUUUUGGCUAUGUUGGGACAAUUAGUGGGAGACAAUAGAAACUUAGAUCAUAUUUUUGAAUACCAUGAAAUUCACGUAAGGGACUUUGGUGGAAAAAUCGUUAUUUCGUCUUUCGUUGUUAACUCUUUGAUAGGGGCCGUUGUGUUAUGGUUAGUUGUAGAACGUACAAAACAAUGUUUGGAUUUUAGUUGUACAUGGCAUAUUAUUCACCUGUUAAUAUGUUGGUUUUAUAAUGGACAAUUUCCUACAACUUUCUCAUGGUGGGCUUUGAAUUUAGCCUGUGUGACGCUCAUGUGUGUAGGUGGUGAAUUUUUAUGCUUAAAAUCGGAACUGCAGGCCAUUCCUUUAAGUUUAGGACCCAAAACCGAUUUGUAGUGCUUCUUUCAAACAUAAAACGAUAAAUAAUGUGAUAGAUUUUAAAUUUUGUUGUAAUUUAAUAAUAAGUUUAAAAGAUGUGUUGGUGUGAGAAUGCAUAAAAUUAUUUAUGGUGUGUAUGAUUAAAUUAAAUUUAUUUUUAUUACUA